Messenger RNA from Eptesicus fuscus (big brown bat), 1031 nucleotides. RefSeq names its product galectin-9. Gene Ontology annotation, molecular function: carbohydrate binding. The coding region runs from base 153 to 827 and encodes 224 amino acids. The transcript has 9 exons. The record is from RefSeq and is a predicted model, not a curated record. NCBI's taxonomy places the organism in Eukaryota, Metazoa, Chordata, Mammalia, Chiroptera, Vespertilionidae.
UGAAACUCGCUGUCACGUCCGUGGCCAGACUCUGGGAACCUGUACAUGAACCAAAAACGAUUCAGAGAGGAAGGAAAAAGUAAAGUCCUCUCUGGGCAGAGAACUGCCUGGCUGGUGUGAGGAGCAGCCGUGACCACAGAGGUGGUGGAGAGAUGGCCCCCAGCAGCGACCUGCUUUCCUUCGUGAAUCCGGUUGUCCCCCUCUCUAGGGCCACACAAGGGGGCCUCCAGUAUGGACAUCAAAUCACUGUCAAAGGGAUGUUUCUUCAGUCCUGUGGAACCAGGUUUGCUGUGAACUUUCAGACCGGCUUCAGUGACAAUGACAUUGCCUUCCACUUCAACCCUCGGUUUGAAAAGGGCGGGUAUGUGGUCUGUAACACUAAGCAGAAAAAAUGGUCUAAGAAGGAGGAGAGGAUGAUGAUAAAUCCCUUCCAGAUGGGAGUUCCUUUUGAGAUCAGCUUCCUGGUGGAGAACUCCGGUUUCCAGGUGAAGGUGAAUGAAAAGGAGUUUACGAAAUACAUUCACCGCAUGCCCUUCCACCGUGUGGACACCAUCUCCUUCACUGGUGGUGUGGAAGUGAAACAGAUCAGCAUUGAGGACACCCGUGCAGUCUCUGUCCAGAAGAUGAUCUCUGAGGUGCAAUGCAACCCCAGUCCCUUUGGGUCACCUGAGUCGGAAGAGCAGAAACAAAACCCUCCAAGUUAUUGGCAGGCCAUCGCGGCUCCCAUUACUCAAACUGUGGUCCACACAGUGCAGAGCACCCCUGGACAGAUGUUCCCUGUAAGUCUGCAAGUUCCGUCUGCGCACAACCCCGCUCCCUCCUGCUGAAUCCCGUAAUCUCCCCAAUGGCAUAAUCAAGCCCCCCUGGGGGCCACCAUCUUGAAACAGCAAAGGCCAACCCUUUCCUUUGAAUUAGCCAAUCGCGAAAGACUGUGCGCCUGAGCUCCAAUCAAGAGAUGCAUCAGGGAUUACAGAGCCCAGGAGACCACCUGCUUGGUGUGUGCAUACCCUUCUGCAUAGAAAUAAAGAUGC